Messenger RNA from Protobothrops mucrosquamatus (brown spotted pit viper), 2024 nucleotides. RefSeq names its product C-Jun-amino-terminal kinase-interacting protein 3-like. Gene Ontology annotation, cellular component: cytoplasm. Gene Ontology annotation, biological process: vesicle-mediated transport. The transcript has 17 exons. The record is from RefSeq and is a predicted model, not a curated record. Lineage: Eukaryota; Metazoa; Chordata; Lepidosauria; Squamata; Viperidae. The annotation marks the transcript as partial. Gene Ontology annotation, molecular function: kinesin binding; signaling receptor complex adaptor activity; MAP kinase scaffold activity.
CAUGAAGAGGCGUCCUAAUUCUCUGAACAUCCCCCUCACAGAUGAUAUGGUACGUGGGCAGGUGGGGGCCAAGAUUGCCCCCGCAGUGGACCACUGGCACCUGAGUGACCUCAGUCAGCUGCAGUCCAACUCCAUCUACAAGUGUCCACCUGAUGAAAUGUCGGAAUCUGGACAGUCCUCUGCAGCUGCCACGCCGAGCACCACGGGAACAAAAUCGAAUACCCCCACGUCGUCGGUGCCCUCUGCUGCUGUGACGCCCCUGAACGAGAGCCUUCAGUCAAUGAACGACUAUGUCACUUCAAAAAAUAACAAACGGUCACGGGAGAAACGGAACAGCCGAAAUAUGGAAGUGCAGGUGGUCCAGGAGACAAGGAACGUGAGCAUAGGAAUGGGAAGCAGUGACGAGGGAUCAGACUUCCAAGAUAUUGACUCUACUCCAGAGUUGGACAUGCAGGAUCCUAGACUGGAGCGCACAGGGAACAGCCCAACACAAGGGAUAGUGAAUAAAGCCUUUGGCAUCAAUACUGACUCCCUGUAUACCGAACUUACUGAAGUGGGCUCAGAGGCCAUCGGAGACGUGGAUGAAGGAGCAGAUCUACUAGGGGAAUUUUCAGUACGGGAUGAUUUCUUUGGGAUGGGCAAAGAAGUGGGGAAUCUCUUGAUGGAGAAUACACAGCUGCUAGAGACCAAAAAUGCUUUGAAUAUUGUGAAGGAUGAUUUAAUUGCAAAAGUGGACCAGCUUACAGGAGAACAGGAGGUGCUGAAAGAAGAGCUGGAAGCAGCAAAGCAGGCAAAAUCCAAAAUGGAAGCACGUAUCAAGGAACUUGAGGAAGAACUUAAAAAAGUGAAAUCAGAGGUGAUAGUUGCCCGCCGAGAGCCCAAAGAAGAGGUGGAGGAUGUAAGCAGCUAUCUCUGUACAGAAUUGGACAACAUCCCUAUUGCUCAGAGACGACGCUUCACCCGGGUGGAGAUGGCGCGCGUCCUGAUGGAGCGCAACCAGUACAAAGAAAGGUUGAUGGAACUGCAGGAGGCUGUCAGGUGGACGGAGAUGAUCAGAGCUUCCCGGGAACAUCCUUCCGUUCAAGAGAAGAAAAAAUCCACCAUUUGGCAGUUCUUCAGCCGAUUGUUCAGUUCCUCCUCCAGCCCUCCGCCAGCGAAAAGAAGCUACCCAUCCGUGAAUAUUCACUAUAAGUCUCCCACAGCAGCCGGGUUAAGCCAGCGCCGCAGCCACACCCUGUGUCAAAUCUCUGCCGGGAACCGAACUCUUGAGUUUUUCCCAGAUGAUGAUUGCACAUCUUCGGCACGUCGUGAGCAGAAGCGAGAGCAAUACCGCCAGGUCCGUGAGCACGUCCGGAACGAUGAUGGCCGCUUACAGGCCUGUGGGUGGAGCCUGCCAGCCAAAUACAAACAGUUGAGUCCCAACGGUGGCCAAGAAGAUAAUCGGAUGAAAAAUGUCCCUGUCCCUGUUUAUUGUCGCCCCUUAGUGGAGAAGGACCCUACCAUGAAGUUAUGGUGUGCAGCUGGUGUAAAUUUGACAGGCUGGAAGCCCGGGUUGGAACCAGACGUUGCAAAUGGUCAAAAGCCUGAACUGGGAUGUGAUCCACUGACAUGUGAUCGAGAGGUAGAAGGAGAGAAUAUGAAGAGUAAUCACACCUCUCCAGAAAAGAAAAAGACCAAAGAACUGCACGAGAUGGAUGCCACCUCCAGUAGAGUAUGGAUCCUCACCAGCACCUUAUCUACUAGCAAAGUGGUUAUCAUCGAUGCCAACCAACCAGGAACGGUGGUGGAUCAUUUCACAGUUUGCAACGCCCACGUGCUUUGCAUCUCCAGCAUUCCAGCGGCCUGCGAUUCCGACUAUCCUCCUGGAGAAAUCUUUCUGGAAAGGGACUUGAAUCCUGAGGAAUCUUCAGGGACAGAUGGAGUCUUAGCAGGCAUCACUUUAGUUGGCUGUGCAACUCGUUGCAAUGUUCCUAGUAGCAAUUGCUCCUCCCGUGGAGACACCCCCGUGUUGGACAAAGGACAAA